AUGUGCUCAUGUUCGCCGCCAACUAUCGACAGCCAACCAUCCACAUCGACAUACAGACCAGGCUUGUUGCCACCAUUUGGUCUACCGCAAACCGCGCAGCUUCCUACACCACAAAGUCCGAGCAAUCCCGCGGCAUAUGUGCCCGAGUUCGACGGCCCUUACAGUUCUCCGGUCCAUAUCCUGCAUCGAGACGCUCCCAUACCUGCGAAAACCUCGAUUUUCCCCCAGGAAGGCGUGCAAGCGUCGGCACCUUCGUUCAUGACUCCAGAGUCGAGCCCCAUAUUCCCCCGCAAAACGAUGCGACCGUCAACACCCGGUGCCGGUCGGUCUUCCAUCCCUCAUACCCCGGUGCGCCGUGCGCAUGGCCAUGAUCCCUCCGGCGGUGAGGGAUCGGCACUUGAUCACGCCACAGCCAUAGUCACAGAUACCAGCGUGCCACUCUCCCUCGCACCGGCCCCGAUCAUCUCCACGCCGGUGGACACCCACUCGCGCGGCUUGACGCCCGCCUCUCGCCUCUCUUCCCCCUUUCAGGACACGCCUACUGGUCCGCGGACGGCGAGGUCUCGGUCUAACUCGCCCGUGCUGGCCAACCUGCCCAUGGAUGGUAUCUUCACCUCCCCUCUCCCACCCACUCCCCUGCCACUUGCGACCCCAGUCCCUCAACGGGCCCUUGGUGGCGAGAUUCAGCGCAUACACCUACAACUGGCCGCCGGCCGCGCUGAACGGCUCCAGGAGACAGAGGUCAGGCGACCCGACUACCUCGUCCGCGAGAAACGACCUCGUUCCGAGGCCGAGAUUCCCCCCCUCGACGAGCUCGACGCCGCGGACGCCACCUUGGGAGUCACCGACAGCCCCGUCAAAGGCCGUCGACUGCAGCUCUUCCAGGCCACGAGCGAAGAGACGUUUGAGCAAAGCCUCCUUGCCGGCGGAUAUCCGGGUUACGGCCAGUCCCCUGCUUACAAGAACGGUGAGCCACAAACUCCGGUGCCUAACGGAAAGGGGCGCGGCGCGCUCUCUCAACGCGCGUUGCAUUGGCUCCACCAAGCGACUCCCGGACAGCCUGGACCGUCGACGGCCUCCCCUGUCGAAUUGGCCGAACCCGAGGAGCCUGAGUGGGUACCGACGGAGAAGGAUAUGAGGAAACGACGGAGGCUGGACGCGUUCCGAGACAAGGAGAAGGAGGCGGGUCCGAAGCUGUACGCCACGGAGGUAGAGGGUCGUGGACGGGUGCUGUCGGACAUGCCCCCAGAGGGCCUAGGUGCGCAACCAGAUACCCCUGUGAAGCGUCGCGUGAAUCGGCGGAAGCGCAGGCGGGGAGGGCGACGGGGCCAGUGUGCGGAACCGCAGGAAGACGAGGUGUUGCAGCCGAACUGGCCCGACGCUGUGUUCCCGUGGUGUAUGCGGGCGCAGGAGCGCACGCACACCGAGAAGAUGGAGGAGACGGAACGGCUGAAGUGGAUAGAGCGUUUCCUCGACCGCGACAGCGAGAGCGACACCGGUGAAGACGACCAAGAGCUCCGGCCUCCGCUGCAGUCGCACGACAACGACCAGGUGGCCCACCGUCCCGGGCGCGGCAAGAUGAUCCCGCUGCGCUCCAACUCCAGCGCGACCCGAGCACCUGGGGCAGAGAACACCGUGGUCCCAAGCGAUCCCGCCGACGCACGCGCCGCUCUACUCUCCAAGCGUUCAGUGCGCUCCCUCGCCAUGCGCCGGCGCGCCACCUCCGAAGACGUCGAGGAAGUCAAAUGUAUCGGCUGCCGGCGCGGCGACGACGGCUCCGAGCUCGUGCAGUGCGACGAGUGCCAGACCUGGUACCACCUCCCUUGCAUCGGCAUCAAGAACGUCGCCGAGCUCGGGCGCGAGGAGGACCCGUGGUACUGCGACCGCUGCCUCGAGAUCGUGCCCUCAUCCCCGCUCGAGCCCACCUUCGUCCCCACUGACGAGCGCGCGCUCGACCCCGCCCGGCGCGACUCCCUCUUUCUCCAGACCUCCCCCGCACCCCACUGGACGUCGCACGCCCGCACGCCACAGACGCCCGUCCGCGGCAGCAUCGACGGGCUCCCCGACGGCGCGACCCGCACGUUCUCCACGCGCUCCUCGUGGGGCGACUCGUCGCGCGCGGGCCCGUCGACGCCCGGGUCGUCCGCGCGCACCGUGCGCGUGUACACGACCCCGAACCCGUUCGCGCACGACGGCUUCGACCCCGAGACGCCGUUCGACCCGACGACGACGCCGUCGCGCGGGAUCCAGUUCAGCGGCGGGCCCCCGCCGACGCUGGGGCUGUCCACGCCCAAAGGCGGCGUCGCGCUUUGGGCCGGGCGGGGAGGGCAGACGCCGACCCCGGGACCGCGGCCGUCUGGGGCUGGGCUGAGGUCGCUCGGGUUGGGCGGCCGCGGGCGCGCGAGCUGGGACGAGGGCGCGUUCGCGAGGAGCAUAUAUUCGGCGGGGUACGAGGACACCCCAGUGACGCAUGCGCCGCGGACGCGAGAGCGCCUUGCGGGGCUCAGCGGUCGGAAGCUGUGGGAGACGCCACGGGGGCUUGGAGAGGCGGACGAGCGCGAGCGCGAGGUAGAUGUCACGAUGGAGGCUGAAGGUGUGUGCUCUCCCUGUAUCUCUGAGCGCGGAAGCUGA
Molecule: messenger RNA, 2631 nt
Organism: Epithele typhae
Lineage: Eukaryota; Fungi; Basidiomycota; Agaricomycetes; Polyporales; Epitheliaceae
Exons: 3
Coding region: 1-2631 (876 amino acids)
Cellular component (GO): transcription factor TFIID complex
Source: RefSeq, a predicted model, not a curated record